Poeciliopsis prolifica (blackstripe livebearer) is the source of this 3102-nucleotide messenger RNA. RefSeq names its product segment polarity protein dishevelled homolog DVL-3. The coding region runs from base 278 to 2272 and encodes 664 amino acids. Gene Ontology annotation, cellular component: cytosol. Gene Ontology annotation, biological process: canonical Wnt signaling pathway; intracellular signal transduction. The record is from RefSeq and is a predicted model, not a curated record. Lineage: Eukaryota; Metazoa; Chordata; Actinopteri; Cyprinodontiformes; Poeciliidae. The transcript is spliced from 14 exons. Gene Ontology annotation, molecular function: frizzled binding.
ACCUGUGCGACUUUUAUUUUGAAGUCUAUCCCCGGAAGUUGCGUGUUUUAACGCGUGCGGUGUUGACUAUCAGGAGUAAAGCAUCAUCGGAGCCCCUCUGCAUCUGGACCGACAUAUCUGGACCGGAACCGGCCCCGGACCAGUUCAGCUCCUGGAGGUGGGGGCGGGGGCGCGCAGGUGAGGCGUCACGUGGCCAGACCUCCGGCGCUUCACGCGGCGCGCGCAGGUGUGUCUCAGCAUCCCCGUCGAGGCGCGUGCGGGGCUCCUGGGGGCCAGCAUGGCGGAGGAGACCCGGGUCAUCUACCACCUGGAGGACCAGGAGACCCCCUACCUGAUCCGGAUCGGCGUGCCCGCGCAGCGCGUCACCCUGGCCGACUUCAAGCAGGUGCUGAACAAACCUCACGCCAAAUUCUUCUUCAAGUCCGUGGAUGAUGACUUCGGGGUGGUGAAAGAAGAGAUCAGUGAUGAUGACGCUCGGCUGCCUUGUGUCAAUGGACGGGUCGUCUGUUGGGUGGUGUCUUCAGACGCCUGUCCUCCGGACUUCAGGGGGUCGGACACUCCCUCUGUGGCCACGCCCUCCAGCUUGGCUCCGCCCCCCAUCGAGAGGACCAGCGGCAUCGGCGACUCCAGACCGCCGUCCUUCCACGCUGCAGCCGUCUGCCACGAUGACCUGCAGGGGUCAGAGGUCAAAUCGCCAGCUCCGUCUUCAGAGAAGCUGCGGCGGAGAGAUGGAGGCCACCUGAACGGACACGCCCACCAGGCGGCCGACCAGAAGGGGGCGGGGCCAGCCGGCGGCGACAGCUCGUCCAAUCAGCAGAGCAGCGAGUUAGAGACGACCAGCUUCUGCUCGUCUGAGGAGGACUCUGGAGGAAGGUUCAGCCAAUCAACAGGCCAGAGCAGCUCCUCUCCAAGACUCAUCAGGCGUCAGCGGCGCCGCCACCGAAAACCAAAAACUCCACGGAUGGAAAAGUCGGCGUCUUUCAGCAGCGUCACUGACUCCACCAUGUCGCUCAACAUCAUCACAGUAACCCUCAACAUGGAGAGAUACAACUUCCUGGGCAUCAGCAUCGUCGGCCAGAGUAACGACAGAGGAGACGGAGGGAUUUACAUCGGCUCCAUCAUGAAGGGAGGAGCGGUUGCAGCAGACGGACGCAUCGAGCCCGGAGACAUGCUGCUGCAGGUGAAUGACAUCAACUUUGAGAACAUGAGUAAUGACGACGCAGUCCGGGUUCUGAGAGAGAUCGUCCACCAGCCGGGUUCGGUGACAUUAACAGUGGCAAAGUGUUGGGAUCCAAACCCCCGGAGUUGCUUCACGCUGCCCAGAAGUGAGUCAGGCAGGAUGUGUUGGUUUGGUUCGAUACUGUGGACUGUAACCCAACUCAUCAAACGGUCUGUCCUGUCAAACCGUGCAGGUGAACCGGUCCGGCCCAUCGACCCGGCAGCCUGGGUGUCCCACACGGCCGCCAUGACCGGGAAACUCCCCCCUCACUACAGCGUGCAUGAAGAAAACCAUCUCAACAUCCACAGUGACAUGACGGUGGUGGUCAAGGCGAUGGCCAAUCCGGAGUCAGGGCUGGAGGUUCGAGACAGGAUGUGGCUGAAGAUCACCAUCCCCAACGCUUUCAUUGGUUCGGACGUGGUGGACUGGCUCCACCGUAACAUAGAAGGUUUUACCGACCGGCGCGAAGCUCGUAAAUACGCCGGAAACCUGCUGAAAGCCGGAUUCAUCCGACACACCGUCAACAAGGUCACCUUCUCGGAGCAGUGCUACUACGUGUUCGGAGACCUGUGUGGAGAUCUGGCUGCCAUGUCUCUGCUCGACCACGAAGACGGAUCCUCCCGAGAAGUCGGAGGAACUGACUGCGACCCCCCAGCCUUCCCCUACCAGUACCCCGUCCCUCACCCCUACAGCUCGCCCCACCCGCUGCACCAGCUGCCGGCCUGCGGGGCAGCAGGGGGCAGGAGUCAUCGCAGCGAAGGGAGUCGCAGUAGCCAGUCGGACUUCAGCGACGAUCCGGAGGGAAAAGGAGGAACGCAGCAGGAAUCAGCCAACCAAGAAGAGAACGCUCUGCACAAGAUGGCCGACAUUCUGAGUGAUGGCAGCGCUCAGGGACCGCCCACCUCCUUCUCCGGUUCCCAUGGUGAUAAGGACAUCCCGACGCCAUCUCGAGGUCAGCGCCGCGACUUUUCAUCGAUCCAACCGGAAAUCUCUCGACAGUCCUUCCGCCUGGCCAUGGGAAACCCCAGCGACCUCUUUGUAGACGUCAUGUGACCCGGUGACGAUGAUGUCAUAUCCUGGCAGGUGACCUGGAGACCUUUUCAACUGAAGCUGAAACAAACAAUUCAGUCACUGUGAAGACCUGGACCUGACGAAGGCCUGGUUCUGACCAGAACGAGACCAGGUUCUGAUGAAACCUGAAACUGGACAGAACCGUCCUGAACCCGACCGAGAACAAAACCAAUUUUACCUGGACCGGACCUGGACCUGAACCUGACUCAGAUCUGGACCUGAACCUGACUCAGAUCUGGACCUGAACCUGACUCAGACCUGAACCUGACUCGGAUCUGGACCUGGACCGGACCUGGACUCUCUGAACUAACCAAAUCAAAGCAUGUGCUGCUUUUCUCUCUCAAGGAGGUUCUGAGUCUCUGAUGGUUGUAAAUUAUUCCUGACGUUCCUGUUUGUAAAUCGAAAGCCGUCACGCUGCCUGUUACUGAGCUGAUUAUUGUUUCUAUUGAUUAUUUAUUUAUUUAUGAACAUUUACUGCAGAAACCAUCGCUGGAUUAUUCGAGUCCUUGUUCUCGUCUCCUCAUGACUAAAAACGUCCAUGUUUGUCUGACUGCAGAACAGAGAAGCAGAGCUGUAGCUUUUCCUCUACAUUCCCAAACCGGUGAAACGGGUCAGUGAAAAUGAUUCACAUAAAGGUUAAAUAUGGUACCAAAUCACAGACUGAAGGCUCUUAGACAUUUGGCUUUUGUGAAGAACAAAGACUGUGAUCUGUUUAGUGAAAGCAGUUGUAUAAAAUGUGUUCACUGUGUUAUAUGUACACAACCAGAUAGUAAAACCUUAAAUGAUGAAUUAGAUUUGGAAUAAAGUUCACA